This is a messenger RNA of Chara braunii, 1661 nucleotides long. The record is from the annotation of a GenBank genome assembly. Lineage: Eukaryota; Viridiplantae; Streptophyta; Charophyceae; Charales; Characeae.
GCAUGAGUCUCACCAUCGAGAGGGCACACCCGUAUACAAUGACGGGGGUAUAGAGCUAUUUUUGGACGACUUUCGGGGGUAUGCAGAGCAUAUGGGUUGGACGAUGACUCAGACGAGCGAGAAGCUGAGAGGAGCUGGUAGGUUUGCUCAGCCCAUCGCGAGGAUUCGUAGGGAGGCGAGGACCUGGCCAGAGGUGGAGAUAAGGAUGCAGGAGCUACGACCAUCGCCUAUGGGUCCUGACGGCAGGCCAAUCCGCCUAGAGAUUGGGAAUGUGGAGGACUUCAUCCACGCUUUCGAGCAGUUUAUGCACGGCCAGCGCAUGCUGAGGGAUGAGUGGGCGAGGGCAUUACCCUUAUGGACCAGAAAGGCGGAUAGACCUUUGGCCAGGCAGAUCAGAGACAUGGCUCGAGACUGGGAGAGCUGCAGGGCGCAUUUGAUGGAGGUUCGACGACCGGAGCCACCUCAGCCUAGGGUUGAGAGACGCCUGAGGAGCAAGAGAAAGAGGGACCCGGAGCCCAGAGAGACCAUGCCAUCGCGAGGGGGACGGAAUGCACUCGCAAGGCGAGAGGAGUUAAUACUUGAGGCUGAGGAGCAAGGGGCAUACCCCGAAUUGGGAGUGCCUCAGGCUAGUGAGGGGCAUGAUGAGCGGAGUAGAGAUAUGCCACGAGAAGAGGUCCUUGAACCUGAGCAGGAGACAAGGCAGAGAGCCGAGAGAGGUGUUGUCGAGGAGGUGAUAGAGGUUGGAGAGGACACUCCACCUCAGACGCAUGCUGCAGAGUUGGGGCCGGAAAUCACACCGGAGAUCGCCCGUGAGGAGGGGGCUCGGCAGGAGGAGGUUCCGUCCUCGCCACCAGAGGUAAUUCUGUCACCGGGAGUGAGGGUGGAGAUGGAGCGGGAAAAGACGAACUGGAGGAGAGAGACCACCUCCACAAUAGAUAGGUACCUAGCAGCACAUGCCCUCGAGCACCCUGACAUCGAGGAGCCCGUACCUAGGGAGCCACCACAAGAGCCUCGUCAGGCAGAAGGAGAGAUUGGAGCUGAGAUUCCAGGGAGAGCGGACCAUCGUACGAGAGGGAGAGUACCGGCAGGGGAGACAGCCGAGGAGAAACGGGCCAGAGUUGGGAAGCGCUUGGAGGAAAUCUGGCAGGAAAGACAGAGGUUAGAGGAGGCAGGUGCACUCCCAGAUCAACCACCACCGCCUAAGCCAUGCGGAAUCAAGGAGAUGUGGGAUGAGUUUCUCGACCAGCAUGGCAAAGGAUUGGCGACUCUAAAGAGCGCAGAAGUUGGGACAUAUAGAAAGGCAGACGAGUACCUCGACCGGAAAAUCCGCUUCCUAACCAAGACAUCCUUCAAUAGGUACCUGAUGUUGGAAGCUGAUCUGGCCGGAAAGAAAAUGAAGGAGGCAAGCCUUGGAGCACGUCUGGAGGCGGCUGAGGCGGAAGUCCGAGAGCUCAGAGAAUUGGUGGCUAGCCAGGCUGCCAUUAUCCAGGAUUUGCGGCAGCGGCCUCGAAAUGGGGAUGAAAGGACAGAAAGAAAGGAGCCUGCCAAGGUAGUGGACGGGGCAUGGAGUAGUCGGCAUGACCCUUAAAGAGAGUCAGUACUGGGCUUAUUCGGGCAACCAACUGCAGUUGAACUCCUACAGGAGCCGCCCAUGAGAAGAG